AUGUAUAAUCCUUACCAAGCUCCAGGUCUAUAUGGAAGGCCACCUGAUUUCGGGGCCUACCCGGGAGCUCCUCCCGGCAUGGCUCCCCCUCCCGGAAUGUCCGCCCCCGGAACCACUCCGCCGCCUGGGAUGCAGCAAGCGAAUGCCCAACAGCCAGGCCGGCCUGCGGGCUUCCCUGCGAACUUCCAACCGCCUCCGAAUAUGCCCAACAUCAAUUUCUCCGCGCCUGUGAUUCGCCUGGGAACGUCGGGACCGUCGAAGUCAGCUACUCCGGAUACCAACAAGGAGCGCGAAGCCCCAGGAAGACGUGCCGGGUUGGGCUCAUCGAAUCUGGAAACCCAGCGCCAGAAUGUGCGAGAUGCGAUGCUGCAGCUGCAGCCGCCGACUAGGGAUGAGAUCGUUCGGACGCUCUUUGUUGGGGGGAUUACGGAGGGUGUUGGCGGCGAUGAGGGCGUUGAGAACAUUUUGCGGUCUGCUGGGAAUCUUAGGCGCUGGAUCCGUGCUACGGAUGCGGAUGAAAAGCCGUGCAAGUUCGGUUUCGCUGAGUACGAGGACCCCGAGAGUCUGGGUACAGCCGUAGAAGUACUAAAGGACGUCGAAGUGCCUUUGAAGAGACAGACGCCGUCGGAGGGCGGUAACAAGGAAGAUAGUGAGAUUGAAAAGACCCAACUACUGGUUGUUGUUGACGAGAGCUCUCUGAAAUACCUAGAGCAAUAUGAGGCUAGCAGAGGCGAGGAGGACCCCACGGAGCGGCAAUCCCGCAUAGAUGCUGCGCGCUCGACUCUCUCCAGCGUCCUUUCGGAUUUGUUCCACCCGUCAUCGCCCACCCAGAAAGAGGAUGUUUCGGGUAUUGACCGUGAAGGGGACACUGCGAUGAAGGAUGCAGAGGGCCAGGAUGGUGCAUCGGCUGAAGUUGUCACUAUCCCCAUCACAGUCGAAGAUGAGCUAUCUGAUAUUCCUCCAGAAAUGAGGGAAACGGUUGCUAAGGAGAUCGCAGCUUUCCGCGAGAGAAGCAACCGUAGGGAUAUCGAGCGCCUGAAGAGAGAGGAAGAGAUCGAGUCCAUGGAAAGAGCACGCAACUCAGGUUCUCGCCUCAACCGCCUGGCUUCCCCUCCGCCCACGGCACCAAGCGGACCCGCUGCUGGGGCAAACGGGAUUCCUCUUGGUCCUCGGGACCGCGGCAUGCCGAAUGCGCCAUCUGGCCCGAAGGGUUUUGGCGUGCAGAUCCCGAAGGAUUACCAGAAGGGCGUGGCAUUUGUGAACGGCGGUUCGGUGAAUGGCGCCUCAGUCUACAUUAAUCGUGAAGAUGAAGACUCCGAUGCGAGCGAUGAAGAGCUGGAGCGUCGCCGUCAAGAGAAGAAGGAUAUUGAAGCAGAGAAACAAUUCCUUGAUCAAGAGCGACGCUGGCUCAAUCGCGAACGGAGCAGGACUGCCGCCUUGGAGCGAGAGAAGAAGCGGGAUAAGGAGGAGGAAGCCAAAAUGCAGGAAGUGCGCGAAGAAGCUGAUAAGCAUUUCGGGGAAUGGAACGAUGAUGCGGAGGCUAGCCGUAAGGCCCACGACUACUAUGCGGAUAGGGGCGCGUGGUUGCGCAGUCGUGCAGCUUUCCGAGCACGUGAAGUUAGUAUGGACGAGGCUGACCGUGCUGCCGAAGAGCGGGAGCGGGCUCGCUCUGUCCAACAACGGGAACAGGCACGUGGCAUGGCAGAUGACUUCCUUGCUCGCCAGGCAGAGGAACUGGAGACUCGGCCCCAGGCCCCCAGAGAACCCCAGCGCUUCAAGCUCUCCCUUGGAGCCGCGGCACAGAAGGCUCAGGCUGCAACCAGCCGCCGGACUGUUGCCGAAGUCGAAGGAUUGCUGGAAGACGAAGAAGAGCCGGAAGCCACGGCAAGACGUCCUCUCAUCCCGAUCAAGUUCGACAGCGCUGCGGAGGCUGCCGGACUCAGCGAGGAGGAACGAGCGCAAGCUGCCCGACAACUGGCCGCCGAAAUUCCCACCGAGAAGGAAGGCUUGUGGAACUGGGAGGUCAAGUGGGAGUUUGUGGACGAAAAUGUGGUCAGCGAACAACUCAAACCCUUCGUGGAAAAGAAGAUUGUCGAGUAUUUGGGAGUUCAGGAACAGAUGCUGGUGGACGUAGUGGAGGAGCAUGUUCGAAAGCACGGAAAUCCCCAAGAGCUGGUGGAACAGCUGGAGGAGGCUCUCGACGAAGAGGCAGAAGUCUUGGUGCGGAAGCUGUGGCGAAUGAUCAUUUUCUUCUCCGAAAGCGAGAAGCGAGGCCUGUCUGGUUAG
This is a messenger RNA of Aspergillus bombycis, 2286 nucleotides long. RefSeq lists its product as uncharacterized. NCBI's taxonomy places the organism in Eukaryota, Fungi, Ascomycota, Eurotiomycetes, Eurotiales, Aspergillaceae. The record is from RefSeq and is a predicted model, not a curated record. The transcript has 5 exons. Gene Ontology annotation, biological process: mRNA processing. Gene Ontology annotation, molecular function: mRNA binding. The coding region runs from base 1 to 2286 and encodes 761 amino acids. Gene Ontology annotation, cellular component: spliceosomal complex.